AUGUAUGACUCUGGUGUUGAUACAAUAGAUGAUUGUACAAUCAUAUAUGCAGGUAUGUCAAGUGAUAACAAAACAAAAGAAGCCCGUGGUGUAACAAUAUUCCUCGAUCGACAAGCAACUGGUGCAUGGAAAAACUUAGAAUCAAUAUGGGAAGCGAACGAGGAGCUCAUUAAGGCAUUUCAAGACGAAUUGGCCAAGCGGACAACAAAUACAACUACUACAAGUUCAAAUAUCGAUCAAAAAUACAACGAAUUUGUCCAUCGUACCAAAAAUCUUAGCGAAACAAUUUUUGGUCAAAACAACAAUAAUACAACACAAAAGAAAUGGAUUACAGAUGAAAUACUUCACACAAUAGAUAAGAAAGCAGAAGCUUUUCUUCAAUGGCAAAAUUAUCGUCCAACUAGACAUGGAAGAAAAUAUUAUGAACAAUAUCGACGAUUAAGAAACUUGGUCAAGAAGAAAAUAAAAGUGAGACAAAUGGAAUAUUGGGAUGAACUCAGUGAAGAAAUUGAAAACGCAAUCAAACAACAUGAUUCAUCAACCACAUUUGCUACGAUAAGAAGGUUCCAAGGUGGUAGAACAAAUAUAGAACAUUUACCAAUACAAGACAAAAAGGCAACAUCCUGA
Messenger RNA from Rotaria sp. Silwood2, 627 nucleotides. NCBI's taxonomy places the organism in Eukaryota, Metazoa, Rotifera, Eurotatoria, Philodinida, Philodinidae. The record is from the annotation of a GenBank genome assembly.